Messenger RNA from Fusarium sp. VM40, 2376 nucleotides. Lineage: Eukaryota; Fungi; Ascomycota; Sordariomycetes; Hypocreales; Nectriaceae. The record is from the annotation of a GenBank genome assembly.
AUGCAAGACCUUAACGGACCCGUUGGCCAGGGCGCCCCUAACGGCCCUGCCAACCGCUUCGGACACGCCUCCAAGCCUUCCAAUAGCGAUACUGGUUUCUCUCAUGGUGCCUUCAAUUCCAACAUCUCAGGUUUCGCCGAUCGACACCCUCGACGAGGAAACAUUCCCUCCAUCAAUACUCAGCCUCAGCCCAUGGCCCAGCAGGCGUCCAACCAUGGAGUGGAUAUGGCUACCCCGGGUACUGCAUUUGACAUGCAAUUCACCCCCCUUUUGCCUUCCCAGCUGCUGCUAGGCAGCCCCUUCCAGCCUGGUACACCAGCUGCCUUUGCCAGUCCUCAGUUUCAAAGCAUGCCUGGAUUUCAGCAGCAACAACAUCAACAGCAUCAGCAGGGCAACCACCAGCUUCAGAACGGCAUGGCCAGCCCUGUGCAGCAAACUAUCUCACCUCACUCGUACCAGGGAAUAGUUUCCCCUUCUACCUAUGGUGCUCCUCAGUUCUACCCUCCUCAGUCCCCUACUGGUGGCUAUGGUAUGCAGGCACCUCUGCCUCCUACUUCGCCGGUCUCAAUGGGAUCUGGUGUUGUUACAGGAACCAGCCGAACCGUCUACUUGGGUAACAUUCCCCCCGACACUGUGGCUGAGGAGAUUCUUGGACAUGUUCGAAGUGGUCAGAUUGAGUCAGUUCGCCUGCUGCCCGACAAGAACUGUGCUUUCAUCUCCUUCCUCGACGCCAGCUCUGCCACGCAUUUCCACUCCGAUGCCAUCUUGAAGAAGCUCUGCAUUAAGGGCCAGGACAUCAAGAUUGGCUGGGGCAAACCUUCUCAGGUCCCUACCUCUGUCGCCUUGGCUGUCCAGCAAUCAGGAGCGUCGCGAAAUGUCUACCUGGGCAAUCUGCCUGAGGAGGUCUUGGAGGAGGAACUGCGCGAGGACCUUGGUAAGUUUGGUGCCAUUGACACGAUCAAGAUUGUUCGCGAAAAGAGCAUUGCGUUUGUUCAUUACCUCUCCAUCGCGAACGCUAUCAAGGCUGUCUCUCAACUUCCGCAAGAGCCCAAGUGGCAGGCUCCUCGCCGUGUGUACUAUGGCAAGGAUCGCUGUGCCUAUGUUUCCAAGACGCAGCAGCAAAAUGCUGCUCAGUAUCUGGGUAUUGCCCCUGGGUACGCCCACAUGCUGACAGGUGCGGAUCGUGACUUGAUCUCGAAUGCUUUGGCUCAGCAAUCCGUUGCUGCCGCUGCUGUGGCCACAACUGCUGGAGGUAUCAACAACCUUGGUAACCGAACUAUCUACCUGGGCAAUAUUCACCCUGAGACAACGAUUGAAGAGAUCUGCAAUGUGGUUCGCGGUGGUCUGCUUCAUCACAUCCGCUACAUUCCCGACAAGCACAUUUGCUUUGUUACCUUCAUCGACCCUACCGCUGCUGCUUCGUUCUACGCCCUCAGCAACAUCCAGGGUCUUAUGAUCCAUAACCGACGACUGAAGAUCGGUUGGGGCAAGCACUCUGGAGCUCUCCCUCCUGCCAUUGCUCUAGCUGUGAGUGGAGGUGCUUCUCGAAACGUGUACAUCGGUAACCUCGACGAGACCUGGACUGAGGAGCGCCUGCGACAGGACUUUUCCGAGUAUGGCGAGAUCGAGCUUGUCAACACUCUACGCGAGAAGAGCUGUGCUUUCGUCAACUUCACCAACAUCGCCAACGCUAUCAAGGCUAUUGAGGCCAUCCGAGGCCGAGAGGAUUACAGGAAGUUUAAGGUCAACUUUGGCAAGGAUCGUUGCGGAAACCCACCCCGCCAGGUGCAGCAGUCCCAGUCUCCUCGUGGUGAUGGUGUUUCUUCCCCCCCUCCCAAUGGAUCCCAGAACAGCGGUUCCCCUACCAAUGGCAACACUCCUCAGCAAUCAGCCGCUCUCUUCAAUGCCAACAGCAACCCCUUGACGAUGUACCUCAACCAGGUCUCCCACCAGGCUCAGCAGCAACAACACCACCAGCAGCAACAAAUUGCUGCGCAACAAAACGCCCUGUUCGGUACAGCACAGCCAUCCCCUAGUGACUUGGACCUUGCAAUGUCUCAGCAAGUUCCUGUUUCUGGUCAUGGCCAGUCAGCGAGCAUCUCCAACGGAUAUCCUGCCAACAGCGCUGCACCCGGUGCCACAACUAUCGGUGGUUUGCUAGCACCUGGUCGUGGCCAGCACAGCCGAGCGGUCAGUCUUCCUGUGCUUGCUCCAGGAUUUGAGAACGGAGCCAAUGGCUCUAACGGCAUUCACGGUGGCGAGAACGAACGACGAGGUCACCACUACCAAGCUAGCUAUGGUGGUAUGGGUUCUGGGUUCGGUCUCGCGAUUCAAGGUGGCUUGAACGGAUGGGUUGAGGAGGAAGUUGCCAAUUAA